UCUCAAAUUAUAAAUCUCAAUUCAUCUUUCCCAUGGCUUCUGCUUUUUCCAUUCCUUUAGUUUUCUUGUGUUCAUUUCUCUUUAUUGUGUCUUCUUGCAUAGCCAAAACAACACCUCGUCCUAUCCUUCAAGUAACAAAAGAUGCCAAAACACUUCAAUAUGUCACCCAAGUCUAUCAGAGAACACCUCUAGUCCCCAUCAAAUUAAGUCUUGAUCUUGGUGGCGAAUUCAUGUGGGUUAAUUGCGAGCGUGGAUACGCCUCCUCGAGCUAUAAAAACCCCACUUGUGGCUCCCCUCCAUGCCAACUUCUCAACACCACUUCAUGCAUCACCGGAUGUCUUGGUUCGCCAUCUGUCGAUUGUGCCAAUAACACUUGUGGUAGCACUGCUAGCAACCCAUUUGGUAGCAUUAGCACUGGAGGUCCCAUUGUGGGGGAUGUAUUUGCUAUUCAAUCGACUAAUGGGAAAAGUAUUUUGCCAUUGAUCAAGCUCCCUAGCUUUUAUUUCGUAUGCGGUAGCAAUGUGCUUGAUGUCGGUCUAGCUAAUGGGGUUACUGGCUUGGCUGGGCUAGGAAGGACUGGCAUGUCACUUCCGGCUCAAUUAUCUUCUUAUUUGAAAUACGAUAGGAAGUUUGCUUUAUGUUUGAGCUCAUCUAAUGGUGCUGUAUUCUUUGGAGAUGGACCAUAUAUGUUAGGUCCAAAUGUUGAUGCGUCAACCUCUCUUCAAUACACUCCUCUAAUUGUUAACACAAUUACUGGUGGUGGUUUCUUUGGUGAUGCCUCUCCUGAGUACUUCAUUGGAGUGAAAUCAAUCAAAAUAAACGAAAAACGAGUAACAGGGUUCAAUGAAUCUUUGUUCUCCUUCAAUGCGGAAGGUGAGGGUGGCACAAUAAUCAGCACGACUAGACCUUACACUGUCUUGGAGACGACAAUCUAUAGGGCUGUCAUUUCAGCAUUUGUGAAGGCAAUGCCCAAGAAUGUGGAAAGAGUUGCUAAUGUUGCACCUUUUGGAGCAUGUUUUAGUUCCAAGAAUAUCAUUAGCACCCGCCUCGGUCCGGCCGUGCCUUCCAUCGAGCUUGUUUUGGAGAGCAAGAAUGUGUGGAGGAUAUAUGGUGCAAACUCCAUGGUUCAGGUGAAUAAGGAUGUUUUGUGCCUUGGAUUUGUUGAAGCACGUACAGAUUUUUCACCAACUAUUAAGGUUGUUAUUGGGGGGUAUCAAAUUGAGAACAAUCUACUACAAUUUGACCUUGUUAAAUCAAGGCUAGGAUUCAGCUCUUCACUUCUUGGUCGAUCAACCACUUGCGCCAAUUUUAACUUCAAAUGAGCCUAGUAGACUUCAAAAAGUUAUUCCUUCUUUGUGUAAUAAAUAAAUAAAUGGUCUUAAUUGCCAUUUACCCAGUUUGACUACGAGUGUAGUCAUGUGUAUUUUUUAUUUGUAAUAAUGUCAUUAAUUAAUGUUAAAAAAAUAAAUAAUAUAAUGAAUGUUGUCUUUUC
Molecule: messenger RNA, 1492 nt
Organism: Erigeron canadensis
Lineage: Eukaryota; Viridiplantae; Streptophyta; Magnoliopsida; Asterales; Asteraceae
Product: probable aspartic proteinase GIP2
Exons: 1
Coding region: 33-1322 (429 amino acids)
Biological process (GO): proteolysis
Molecular function (GO): aspartic-type endopeptidase activity
Source: RefSeq, a predicted model, not a curated record